Molecule: messenger RNA, 2066 nt
Organism: Amphibalanus amphitrite
Lineage: Eukaryota; Metazoa; Arthropoda; Thecostraca; Balanomorpha; Balanidae
Product: cytochrome P450 9e2-like
Exons: 1
Coding region: 147-1760 (537 amino acids)
Molecular function (GO): monooxygenase activity; heme binding; oxidoreductase activity, acting on paired donors, with incorporation or reduction of molecular oxygen
Source: RefSeq, a predicted model, not a curated record
CAGCGGCGCGCCGCGCCCCCUGACGCUGUGUCCGCAGUCACCGCUGUGCUGCUGAGGGGUGGAGUGUUGUGGGACGUCACAAGGCACCAGUACUAUCCCCGCAGCGUGCGCAGGCCCAAGACUAUCCGAGGACCGGGACCGCCACCAUGCUGGAGACCCUGCUGGCGGUCGUGUGGUGGCCGCUCUCCUGGCUGCUGCGGCCGCUGCCGCUGGCCGUCAUCGCCAUCCUCCUGACGCUCGCCUACCGCCGUAUCACGCGCGACCACGCGUUCUGGACGUCGCGCGGCGUGCCGGGACCGCCGCCCACGUUCCUCUCCGGCCACAACUUCCCCAACCCGCGCUGUUUCUACGAGUUCGAUCAGUGGCUCUACUACGAACAGGGCGGCAAGAAGAUGUGCGGCUUCAUUGAAAUGAUGCGGCCCGUCUUGUACGUCGGCGAUCCGGACCUGAUACGAGCCAUAACCAUCAAGGACUUCGACCACUUCGUGGACCGUCGUGACCUGGUUAUCAGCAAGUGUAUGGAGGACAUGAUGCCGUCACUGCGCGGUCGGAAAUGGAAGGAGGUGAGAGCCAUCAUGUCUCCGGCCUUUUCCAGUAGUAAGCUGAAGGCGAUGCACGAACUCUGCCUCGAAAGCGCCGACAACCUGAGCAACUACCUGCAGGAGACGACGCGGCAGCACGGUGAUGUCGAGAUGAAGGAGGCGGCGGGUCGCUUCACCAUGGACAACAUUGCGUCCUGCGCGUUCGGCGUCAACUGCAACUCGUUCAAGGACCCGAACACAGAGUUUGCCAAGCACGCGUCUGUGUUUUUCCGACCGAUGAGUGUGUACGACUCACUGCGUCUGGCUUUGGUGAUGGUGCUGCCCCACUGGCUGGGACAGCUGCUGCCAGAGCGCAGCGAAGCAGCCGGUGAGUUCUUCCGGCGCGUAGUACUCACCACGAUAGCGCACCGGGAGGGAGCCGGAGACGCCGGCAGACGCGACUACCUGCAUCUGCUGCUGGAGGCCCGCCAGCAGCACGGCGAGCACGUGCUGUCCAACGACAGCAUCGUGGCCAACUGUGUGCUCUUCUACGUGGCUGGCUACGACACGACGGCCACUGUGAUCACGUUCGCCUGCUACGCGCUGGCCACGGAGCCGGCCGUGCAGGCGGCGGCGCGUGACGAGCUGGACCAGGUGCUGGCGCGCCACGGCGGCCGGCUGACCUACGAGGCUGUCUCGGAGCUGCGCUACCUGGACCGGGUGAUCAGUGAGACGCUGCGUCUCUACUCUCCGUCCAUGCGCAUUGAGCGCGAGUGCUCCCGCGACUACCGAGUGCCCGGCACCGAGCUGACGCUGCCGGCCGGCACGCUGGUCGCCAUGCCCGUCAUCACCAUGCACCGCGACCCGGACUACUUCCCGGACCCAAUGCGGUUUGACCCGGACCGCUUCCUGCCGGAGGAGAAGGAGAAGCGCCACCCGUGCGUGUACAUCCCGUUCGGCAGCGGGCCGCGCAACUGCAUCGCGCAGCGGUUCGCCCUGUUCGAGAUCAAGGUGGCGCUAGCGUGUGUGCUGCGCGACUGUCGGCUGGAGACGGCGCCGGCCACGCCGCCGGCGCCGCUGCGCCUCGAGCCCACUGCGUUCCUGAGCACGCCCGCUGACCCCGUGCGCGUGCGGGUGGUGCCGCGCACAGACCGGCCGGCGUCGGGAGGCUCGGGUCCCGCGACUGAGGCCCCGACUGAGUCGGACCCCGCUCCCCGACCGGCCACCACUGCUCAGUAGCCAGUGCUAAUCGUCCCUGAGGGUGUCUGUAAAGUGGUCAGCAUUAAGUGCUCCCAAUCAGUAUGUCUGAAGAACGCUGCAUACGGGUCUUUUCUUAGUCAAUAUUUCUUCCACUACGAUAUCCGCAGUAGCAUCUCCAUUAAAAGCAAGCUAAUUGUUAUGCAUGAGUAAUAACAUCCACCAGUGAUCCUUGCUGUGAUCAUUUUGGAGAAAAUAAUCGACUUAACACUAAUGGUUAUUGGCCUCUGCCCCUAUCAACGAUGCCUCGUCACUACUGGCGCAUUGGAAAUAAAUAACUGGGUCAUU